Molossus molossus (Pallas's mastiff bat) is the source of this 2401-nucleotide messenger RNA. It is a transcript of the gene ARMH3, whose product is annotated as armadillo like helical domain containing 3. The record is from RefSeq and is a predicted model, not a curated record. Gene Ontology annotation, cellular component: cytosol. The coding region runs from base 109 to 2229 and encodes 706 amino acids. Lineage: Eukaryota; Metazoa; Chordata; Mammalia; Chiroptera; Molossidae. The transcript is spliced from 26 exons. Gene Ontology annotation, biological process: regulation of Golgi organization.
CUUGGGUCUCUUUCCAGAGGAAUUUCUGAAGACAGUCAAGUGCAUUGUGAUUUAUGAGGCAGUGAAGGCCUUGCAGUGACGAGAACCUACUUACUUUGGGGAAAAUCAAUGGAGCACAUCAGUCUGCAGCACACUUCCUGUCUUAAUGAUUCUAUAAUCAUGGCACAGGUUGAGAAACGGGGGGGUUUGCUCCGGAAAUCUUCAGCCUCCAAAAAACCACUGAAGGAAAAAGUGGUACUGAUGUAUGAUGAGAUCUUCAUGACAGAGGAUCCCAGUAAGUGCAGUCCUCGAUUUUGGGAAGAGCUCUUCCUCAUGAAGGUUAAUUUAGAGUACCUAGAAGGCAAGCUGGAAUCUCUUGAUGGUGAGGAGUUAAUGAAGAUCAAGGACAACAUUAAUUGUUUAUUUCAACACUGCAUCCAGGCUCUGGGAGAGGAACAUCCAAUUCGAGUUGUCAAUGCAUUACAGACCUUGUGUGCACUCAUUCGAGGAGUACAUCAAAAGAAUAAGUCUACCUCUGGGUUUGACAUUAUCAACAUGCUGAUGGGCUUUGACAAGGCGGAGCUGUGCAUGAAGAACUUGAUGGAGAGUUUGGAUUCGUUGCUUUGUGCAGAAGGUUCUGAAAGUCUGAAGAGUUUAUGUUUGAAACUUCUCCUUUGCUUAGUGACUGUGACAGAUAACAUCAGCCAGAACACUAUCCUGGAGUAUGUAAUGAUCAACAGCAUAUUUGAAGCAAUUUUACAGAUACUCUCCCACCCCCCAAGUCGUAGGGUGCAUGGGUAUGAUGCUGUAGUCCUCUUGGCUUUGCUGGUCAACUACAGAAAAUAUGAGUCUGUGAAUCCUUAUAUUGUGAAGCUGUCUAUUGUGGAUGAUGAGGCCACGCUCAAUGGAAUGGGGCUUGUGAUUGCUCAAGCUUUAUCUGAGUACAACAGGCAGUAUAAAGACAAGGAAGAAGAACACCAGAGCAGUUUUUUCUCUGCCUUAACAAAUAUGGUGGGCAACAUGUUCAUAGCAGAUGCUCAUGAGAAAAUCUCAGUACAAACCAAUGAGGCUAUCCUUCUGGCACUUUAUGAAGCUGUUCAUUUAAAUCGCAACUUCAUCACAGUGUUAGCUCAGAGUCAUCCAGAGAUAGGCUUGGUGACAACCCCUGUCAGUCCUGUUCCAACAACCCCAGUCACACCACUUGGUACCACACCGCCCUCCUCUGAUGUUAUAAGUGCUGUGGAACUCCCACUGGAUGCAGAUGUACAGACCAGUAACCUGCUAAUAACCUUCUUAAAGUAUAGCUCGAUUGUCAUGCAGGACACCAAAGAUGAGCACCGGCUUCAUAGUGGCAAACUCUGUAUGAUUAUCCUCACAUGUAUUGCAGAGGAUCAGUAUGCCAAUGCAUUUUUGCAUGACGACAACAUGAAUUUUCGAGUAAACUUACAUAAAAUGCCUAUGCGACACCGGAAGAAGGCAGCAGACAAGAACCUUCCCUGCCGUCCUUUAGUAUGUGCAGUCCUGGACCUGAUGGUAGAGUUUAUUGUAACACACAUGAUGAAGGAGUUUCCUAUGGAUCUUUAUGUACGCUGCAUUCAGGUAGUACAUAAGCUACUUUGUUACCAGAAGAAGUGUAGAGUACGCCUACAUUACACCUGGCGGGAACUCUGGUCAGCCUUGAUAAAUUUGCUGAAGUUCCUUAUGUCAAAUGAGACCGUACUUUUGGCCAAACACAACAUUUUUACGUUAGCACUUAUGAUUGUGAACCUAUUUAAUAUGUUUAUCACAUAUGGUGACACAUUCCUGCCCACCCCCAGCAGCUAUGAUGAACUGUACUAUGAGAUUAUCCGUAUGCACCAGAGCUUUGACAACCUAUACUCCAUGGUCCUGAGGCUUUCUACCAAUGCAGGCCAGUGGAAAGAAGCUGCUAGCAAGGUGACCCAUGCAUUGGUUAAUAUCAGAGCCAUCAUCAACCACUUUAACCCCAAAAUUGAAUCUUAUGCUGCUGUGAAUCACAUAUCCCAACUGUCAGAGGAGCAGGUGCUGGAGGUAGUGCGAGCCAACUAUGACACACUCACACUGAAGCUGCAGGAUGGCCUGGACCAGUAUGAGCGCUAUUCGGAGCAGCACAAGGAAGCUGCUUUCUUCAAAGAGCUGGUUCGCUCCAUUAGCACCAAUGUCCGAAGAAACCUGGCCUUCCACACACUCAGCCAGGAAGUCCUGCUCAAGGAGUUCUCCACUAUUUCCUGAGGCCACACCAACUUCAGCAGCCACUGACUGCCCUUACCCAUGAAGCUUCUGGGCUGGAGAGGGAGAGGGGAGUGAGGGAGAAGGGGCUGUCCCCAGCAUUGGAGAACAACACAGAUACUGAGUUCUCUCAAUGAAGGCCGAACUUCAGUGGAGCUUGGACAGGAGGGGCACG